AUGAGACUUGGAGUUCCAGGUGGGAGAUCAAGUGAUGCUGAAAAUGACUCCCCAGAUUUGAAAGAAAGUAAGCAGCAAGACAGUCCAUCGUGGGCUUAUUCCAAAGAUGAGAUGGAUAAAGGAUGGAAGCAAGCAAAACGUGCUUCGCCGGUGAUCCGCAAGCAAUUCCAGAAAGAUGUGGAGGCAGUGCUAGAUCACAGAACCAUGGGGCAGAGCAAAAAAAAUAGAUGGACAGAUUAUCUAGUCCAGUGGAAGGGGGAGACCGAGCUGGACGCUACUUGGGAGCCAGACGUGACCUUGUGGCAGUUCGAGAACAAAAUUGCUGAGUACCUGAGGAACGUGCUGAAGCAAGCCAAGUUGACAAGGGCAUCAACCUCUUCAGGUGGGGGUGGUUUGUUAGCCCCUUAG
Messenger RNA from Coffea arabica (coffee), 408 nucleotides. NCBI's taxonomy places the organism in Eukaryota, Viridiplantae, Streptophyta, Magnoliopsida, Gentianales, Rubiaceae. The record is from RefSeq and is a predicted model, not a curated record.